Molecule: messenger RNA, 1482 nt
Organism: Guillardia theta CCMP2712
Lineage: Eukaryota; Cryptophyceae; Pyrenomonadales; Geminigeraceae
Exons: 8
Coding region: 70-1482 (470 amino acids)
Cellular component (GO): nucleolus
Molecular function (GO): histone H3K4 demethylase activity; histone H3K36 demethylase activity
Source: RefSeq, a predicted model, not a curated record
AGUCUGGCUAUGGUUGGAAGUUGACGGCGGGAGUGGUUGGCGGAGUAGAGGGAAAGCAGCGAGGGGGGGAUGAAGAGAAGAGACAGUACAAGGCAGUUCCACCUGAUUGCUCUGAUCUUGUCAUGUAUAUACCUGAUGCGAACAGGUAGAUGUUCUGAGCAGUGCCAUGAAAGCGUCAAAGAAAUUUUUGAGGUAAUUCUGUCUCCGAACAGCACAAGAUCCUUUUUCGUGCGAGAUUUUGAGAACAUGAUGCCCGCCUCUGAGCAGCAGGUCGUGAUGAUCGCAAGGAACAGUCGGAACUACUUCAACGACAUCAUCAACAUCAGCUCGGCUCAAAUAAUGGAGACUUUCGAUGAUUGUUUGUCAGUACACAGCCAAGAUGCGAUGGACGAGAUGAUAAGCGGCGAAGAUUACCACCUCGUGAAAAAAGUGAAGGGAAAGGACGGAGAGUUCUGGAGUGGGAGGGUCCCCGGAAGGACGCACAAGAAGGACGACGUGAUAAAAUGGAUGAAGAGAGGCUUCACGCUGGUCAUCAACAACGCAGACAUGCGAUAUCCGGGACUUGUCGGAGCUGCACAACGUAUGGAAGACGCCCUUGGGUAUGCCGUACAGAUGAAUCUGUACUUCACUCCUCCCUCCUCGCAAGGUUUCGAGGUGCACUUUGACCCCAUGAACACUCUCGUGCUGCAGCUCGAAGGAUCCAAAACAUGGGAGGUGUACAACCCCAUCAUCGCUCUCCCUCGUCCUGAGCAGAAGUUCAAACCGAAGCACAAGGAGAUCCAUCACGGCAGUCGGCAGACCUUCACUCUCACUCCUGGAUCGACUUUCUUCCUUCCGAGAGGAUGGCUGCACGAGGCUCACACCAACAGCAGCUCUCUUCCUCCUCGUUCUCGUGCCUCUGCUUCCCUUCACCUGACCGUUGGCAUCGAUGCGCAGUAUGUCACUUGGGAGUCAGUCUUGCACGCUGCUGUUGGCUCCCGCGACUCUAGAUCGCCUGCCCUGCAUGAGAGCGGUGGAAUGGAGGAAGCUUCAGACAAUCUUGUCCUGCUGUUGCAUCUAGCGAUACGUGGAUGCGCGCUGUCAAACGUUUGGAUAAGAUCAGCCUUUCCUCCUGCGUUCGCUCGGGAGGAGCAAGGAGCAACGAGUGAGAUGCUCUGGGGAUGCGAGCAGCUCAAGGCGGCCGUCCAUCGCGUCCGUGACUCGUUUGUUCCGGGGAGAAGAAUGAGAGGCUUGAGGAAGCAGGACCGAUGCCUGUCCCUCUCAUCGGCUCUAGAGGAAUGGCACGCAGAUGGGGUAGACAGCGAUCAGGACCUUGUGAACAAGCUCCGUGACUUGGUUGCUUUCGCGCUUUGCCUGGCUGUCAAGGAAGCGAACAAGCAGAUCUCUGAUGUUACAAUCGCCUUCGAUCGUUUUCUUCGCGAGUUCCCCGAAGUUUGCAUGAAAGCUGCGGAAAAGGAAAGAGAGGAGAAGACAGCAGAUUGA